This is a messenger RNA of Vollenhovia emeryi, 3454 nucleotides long. RefSeq names its product putative helicase mov-10-B.1. The record is from RefSeq and is a predicted model, not a curated record. Lineage: Eukaryota; Metazoa; Arthropoda; Insecta; Hymenoptera; Formicidae. The transcript is spliced from 12 exons. Bases 551 to 2731 code for a protein of 726 amino acids. Gene Ontology annotation, molecular function: 5'-3' RNA helicase activity; RNA binding.
CGCACGUAUAAAUAGAGUGAACCUAACCUUUGUGCCGAUUUAUUUAAUAAUAACGUGUCUCGUGAUUGAUAUAUUUGUCGCAUUAGGGACUGAUUGUGAGGUGUCUUCUCAAGUACCACUAGCGCGGCAAAAGACUGUGUAACUGAUUGUGAGUGUGCACGAUCGGUGACGUAUGUUUUGUAAUGUAAUAAAAUAUAACUCUUGUGACAGAUCUCGGAUCGAUAUCUCGGUCCGAGAACCGUGUAGUGCAAUCGUUGUGAUAAACAGUAUGAGGUAUUUAACACUACAAAAGCACAGCUGAUAGAUGAUGCAUCGGGAAUCCCCCGAGUCCUGAGCCACUGUUGGCGUUGUUGCCACUUGCCAUAGGACAACGAUGGAAACGAAGGAUGCAUCGGGUGUGGUUAUGGAUGUCGCGUAGUUUGUUCUUGUAAUUUUAGAAUUCUUUGAAAUAAUACGCGGCUCAUGCGGUAUCGCGAUGAUUCAUCUGUGAAUGUCCAAUUCGGCGUUUCGAUAGUAUACUUGGCGAUUAAAAAAAAUAUUUACUUUCAUCAUGGAGAAGGGACACGCAAGCUGGAACCCCAUGUAUUGCACAGCACCUGCAUUAGCGCCGAGAUUUACGUUGCCGCAAAUUACUAUCCCACCACAUUUACAUGCUGCAUUAAAAAACAUAUAUCUAAAAUCGAAUUGUCUUGUUGAUUCGAGUCUGUGUAACAAUUACAUGAGGUUUAUUGAAAGUUUGCCCAAUGUACAAAAAAUAACCUAUUCGGGUUAUUUGAUCACGUGGAAAACGUGCUUGUACCUAAUACACUUUGACGAAGAUCUUAAAUUGAAACAGUACACACGGUUUAAUUAUGCAGUUAAGAAAUCUGAACAUGAUAACGAUCAUUUUAUUAUUAGUAUGAAAUAUGUGAACAGUGAUUUUCACGUAAUUAAGUCAAAUUUGAAUGUGACUCUUAAGGAAACUGUUACAAACAAAGUAGUUGUGGCCAGAGUUAUGGAAGUGCAAGGAAAGGAUGUAAUAAUCAAAGCCUUGUGUCCUAUGGAUGCAAAAAUAUUGGGAAACGAGAACAGUAAAUUUGAUAUAAAUUUCUGGGAUGUACAUUGGUCAUUGAGAUGCUGUCAUUAUGCAUUAUCGAUAUUAAGUACAUGCAAUUGGAUUGAGAUUGCGUACCCACGAGCACGGACCGCUUGCACAGAUAUGGAAAUUGAUAUCGAAUGGAUAAAUACUAAUAUGAAGGAGAAUGAACGACAGAAGCAAGCGGUGAGGAAGAUACUGAGUAAGACGAGCCACCCUGCACCUUAUAUAAUUUUUGGUCCCCCAGGUACCGGAAAAACAGCGACAUUAGUUGAAGCUAUAUGUCAGAUUCUUACGCAACUUCCGACGGAAAAUAUAUUAGUGUGCACGGCAUCUAAUGCGGCAGCUGAUGAAAUCACGAAAAGAUUGAUUGAAUACAUUCCAAAAAAACUAAUAUAUCGAAUGUAUGCUCCAUCUAGAGAAAGAUCGACUGUGGACAAACAAAUUCAACCUUGCGCGAAUUUUGUUGGAGAUACUACUGUUUUUCUGUCAAAAGAAUUACUGUUGCUGAAAAAAGUUGUCAUUACAACAUUAGUAUCAUCCACAAGAUUGAUUCGUAUAAAUUUCCGGGAAAAUCAUUUUUCCUACAUAAUUAUUGACGAGGCAAGUCAAGCGAUUGAACCAGAAAUGUUGAUUCCUCUUAUAAUAACUAAAGCAUCUGAAGGUGAGAAAACUGGAUUUCAACCACAAGUUGUUAUCGCAGGUGAUCCUUAUCAAUUGGGACCUGUUGUUUGUUGCAAAAGGAUUGAGCAUCUUCUUGGAAGAUCUAUGUUGGAAAGAUUAAUGAAUGAUUGCGAUCCAUACAAAAAGCAGGAUGGAAAAUAUAAUUCGAACUACAUAACGAAAUUAGUUAAAAAUUACCGUAGUCACGAAAGCCUUUUAUAUGUGUCAAAUAAACAAUUUUAUGACAAUGAAUUAGAGAUGUGCGGAGGAGCCGAUACACGAAUGGCAUUGAAUUGGUCGCAAUUGCCCAAUAAAAAUUUUCCUAUGAUAUUUCAAGAAGUUUUAGGCACAGAAAAAAGGACUGCAACCCACAGUGCCUGUAACACGGCCGAGGUACUGGCAGUACUGAUGUAUGUAGAUAUGUUGAUCAAGACGGGAUUUGUAAAACGUGCAAUAAUACCAAAGGAUAUCGGGAUAGUAACGCCUUUUAAACAACAGCAACAAGAUAUUAGUCGUCACUUAACAGCUAUGAACUUGAAAGACAUAACUGUAGGAACAGUUGAAACAUUUCAAGGACAAGAACGAAACGUAAUGAUAUUGUCGACGGUACGAUCUCAAAUCUUCGAACACGAUGGCAAGGAACACAUUGGUUUCUUAUCCAGUGCAAAGAGAUUUAAUGUCGCUUUAACACGUGCCAAAGCACUUAUGAUAAUAAUAGGAAAUCCAAAUAUACUCUGCACAAAUAAACAUUGGAAGGUACUUGUGAAGUAUUGUGAAGAACAUAACGCAUAUAUUCCUUUUAAACAGUUGCCAUUAAACGAGGAGAUAGUGGCAAAAUUAAAAAGGAAUACUAAAGUUACGUUAUAUAAUCGUAGCGGCGCAAAAAAUACAACGAAAUUGUCCGUUACCUUAGAGCAGAAGGAGGAAAUAGAAACAUUCGAUAAAAUUGUGCGUAAAAUUAAAGAUUUAAAGUUAAACAGAGGAAACAACUGAUUCAUAUUAGUUUUGCAUCAAAUGCAUUUUAUGCUACGGAACGAAUAUAUCUCUUUUAAUAAACUCUUUGUUUUAUUAACGUUUUAAUUUGAUCAUCUUCAAGUUACUUUAAAAAAAAAGUAAAAAUUAGUAUUUAGUGUUAAUGAAAUAGUUAAGCAUCAUUGUUUUUGUUAUCCAAAGAAGGCAAGUCUUAGGGAGUAUCAAGUUUUAAAGAUUAUAUUGGUAAGUUAAUCACAGUACAAAAUAUCAGUAUUGUUAAACACUAAGUACAGGUUAAUGUUCCUCCAAUAUUUGUUUUAUCUUGUAAGCAGAUCAAUUACAUAUUUAUAUAAAAAGCUUUUUCUUAAAAAUCAUUAUUUUCGAAGGUAAUAUACGAUAUGAAAUAAUUUUAUGAAUGUGAGGCUAUGGGAUGAGAUAGCAUUACAACAUAUAAUGGUAUACAAUUAAAAAAUAUAUAAUUUUUAAACGGGAUUUUAUGUAAUAUAGUUUUUGUAUACUUUUGCGUUGGUCAUAUAAUUUAAAAAUAAAUUUUGAUGUAAAGAAUUCUUGAUUUUUCUGGAUCAUAAGUUUGUAAUUUUAACUAUAACUCGUCGAGUCAUCUUGAUAUGUGUUUUAGAAAUGAGUUUUAUACUGCGAUUUUGUAUUACAUUAUUGUAACCAUUCGAAACAUACAGACAUCUGUAUCAAUCGAUUGAAAUAAAAACAGUAUACUUUUGUAAAAAA